AUGGUGUCAGCUGCAGAAAAGCAAAACCAAACCUACAACACAGAAUUCAUCCUCCUGGGAUUUGGCGAUUUACCUGAUCUUCAGGUUCCUCUUUUCCUGCUCUUCCUGGUGAUCUACGUGGUGACGAUGAUGGGGAACAUUCUCAUCCUCGCGUUGGUGGUGGCUGAUCAGCAUCUUCACACCCCAAUGUACUUCUUCCUCAGUAACUUGUCCUGCUUGGAGAUGUGCAGCAGCUCCACCAUCCUGCCCAAGCUGCUGGCCAGCUUCCUGACAGGCGACAGGACGAUUUCCUACAGCAGCUGCCUCACACAGUUCUUCGUAUUUGCUUUUCUAGUUGGGGUAGAGUGUUACCUCCUGGCCGUGAUGUCUUACGAUCGAUAUUUGGCGGUAUGCAAACCUUUACGUUACGCCACACUGAUGAAUCCCAAACUUUGCAUAGCGCUGGCUGCAGGCUCCUGGGUAAGUGGUUUUGUGAUCAGCUUUGUUAUCACACUCUUGAUGUCACACAUGCUGUUCUGUGACCGCCGAGAGAUUGACCAUUUCUUCUGUGAUUUUGCCCCUGUGACAAAAUGCUCCUGCAGCGACACAUUCCUGAUAGAAGCUGUAACAUCUCUGAUGUCUGCUCUGUGUACUAUGCUGCCUUUUCUUUUCACCGUAGCAUCCUAUGUUUUAAUCAUCAUCACCGUCUUGAGAAUUGUUUCAGCUACGGGGAGGCAAAAGGCAUUUUCCACGUGCUCCACACACCUCGUUGUGGUUGCUAUUUUCUAUUCAGUUCUCAUCCUUGUCUAUAUGCUACCAAAAACUUACAACCUUGCAGCUUUUAACAAGUUUUUCUCUGUCUUCUACACUGUGGUGACACCCAUGGUGAAUCCCCUUAUCUACACCUUGAGGAACAAAGAAGUCAGACGAGCCCUGGAGAAACAAGUCCAGGCAUUUAUGGUUUUAUACAAAUGACAUAUCAAGAGCUCUGCUUCGUAGGUAUUUUUGGGAGGGUCAGACUAUAAAAACAUAAACCA
Molecule: messenger RNA, 1016 nt
Organism: Columba livia (rock pigeon)
Lineage: Eukaryota; Metazoa; Chordata; Aves; Columbiformes; Columbidae
Product: olfactory receptor 10A7
Exons: 1
Coding region: 1-954 (317 amino acids)
Biological process (GO): G protein-coupled receptor signaling pathway
Cellular component (GO): membrane
Molecular function (GO): olfactory receptor activity; odorant binding; G protein-coupled receptor activity
Source: RefSeq, a predicted model, not a curated record